AUGUUACCUGCCUGUCUAAAAGCGCAGCUGGUGUUAUGCCUGGCAAAAAUGUCACGAGGACGGAGAGACGCCUCAAUGGCCAGCCUUGGCGCAAGUCUGGGCUCUAGGAUGGCUCUACAAUUUGGUAUUAGUAGGUUAUGGAGUAGCACACGACUGCCGCAAACAUCCAAUACGCUCCAGGGUAUUCGAGCGAAUGGCUGUUGUGGCGCAAUAGCAUUGAUAUGUCAAUGA
Messenger RNA from Colletotrichum tamarilloi, 231 nucleotides. RefSeq lists its product as uncharacterized. Lineage: Eukaryota; Fungi; Ascomycota; Sordariomycetes; Glomerellales; Glomerellaceae. The coding region runs from base 1 to 231 and encodes 76 amino acids. The transcript has a single exon. The record is from RefSeq and is a predicted model, not a curated record.